AAGCAGUGGCUGCUGCAGGUUGCAGUUCAUUGUGUUAUUGGCCGGCAGGUUGAGGAGUUUGAGGCACCCGGGGCUCGAGCUUCGCUUUCCGGAUGAUGUCUGCCCGCCGGGAGACACGGUACAUUUGCAUCUCGAAGCCAACAUGGCAAGGCGGCUGCUGCUGCUGCCGCCCGCCCUCGCCUUCCAGCCAGAAGUGUGUGGCUCUCCUCUAGACUUCUUGCCCAGUGCUCUGGAUCUGAGCAGGCAGGGAUUGCAGUAGCACUCACCAAGGGGAGACAAGCAGCAAGUAGCCAAAUCGGGACAACGGAGGAGAGAGGGGGGGGCUUUUUGACUUCCUUUUUUUUUUUUUUUUUUUUUUUUUUUUUUCUCCCCCCUUCCCUUCUGGAUGCAGAGCCUGUGUUUUGAUGCAGAGCCUGUGGAUGCCACAGUCUGGUAAGGAGAUGACACGCCAGUGUCUGGUCCCUUCUGCCCCUUGAGCUGGGGGCAGGGGCCUGGGGGCAGUGACGGUUCCCCUCCUCGGGCAGAGCGGGGGGGGGGUCUCUCCCUCCAGCUGAGCAGCAGCAGCGGCAGCAGCGACCAUGGACAAGCUGCCCCCCUCCAUGCGCAAGAGGCUCUACAGCCUGCCCCAGCAGAUAGGACCCAAGGCGUCGAUCAUGGACGAGGAGGAAGACAGCGACAAGGACACCCGGAGGAAAAGCAUCAGGCUGAAGCCGCUGCCUUCGCCCUCUGCGGGGAGCACCCGGGCGCUCGGGGGGGACCCCGGCAGAGGGGGGGACCCCGGCCUCCUGGAGACAGAGGCAGGCGGCAAGGGCGCCAAGACCAGCACCAACGGGGACUGCCGCCGCUUCAAAGGGAGCCUGUCCUCGCUGACCAGCAGGCACCUCCACGACGCGGCCGAGGAGAAGAGGCUGAUCGGCGGUGAAGGGGAGCCGGCCUCCCCCAGUGAGGACAAGAGCCCCCCCGGCAGCGGGGAGCUGGAGCAGGGACUGCCCGCGCCCCCAGCACCAGCGUCCCCCCCAGAGCCCCAGCAGCAGCCCCCCCGGGCUUGCUCCUCUAGCUCCAUCAAAGUGGAAGGAGGUGGAGGGUGCGACCAGAUCACCCCAGAUGAGGAGCAGAGGCUGGGCCAAGCUGGUUUCAUGCAGAGGCAGUUCGGGGCCAUGCUCCAGCCGGGGGUCAACAAAUUCUCCUUGAGGAUGUUUGGCAGCCAGAAGGCCGUGGAGAGGGAGCAGGAAAGGGUUAAGUCUGCCGGGUUCUGGAUCAUCCAUCCCUACAGCGACUUCAGGUUUUAUUGGGAUUUGACCAUGCUGCUCCUGAUGGUAGGGAACCUGAUCAUCAUCCCUGUGGGCAUCACUUUCUUCAAGGAUGAAAACACUACCCCAUGGAUUGUCUUCAAUGUAGUUUCAGACACGUUCUUCCUCAUCGACCUUGUCCUCAACUUCCGAACAGGCAUUGUGGUGGAGGACAACACAGAGAUCAUCCUAGACCCACAGAGGAUCAAGAUGAAGUACCUGAAGAGCUGGUUUGUGGUGGAUUUUAUCUCCUCCAUCCCCGUGGACUACAUCUUCCUGAUUGUUGAAACCCGCAUUGAUUCUGAGGUGUACAAGACAGCCCGGGCACUGCGCAUCGUGCGCUUCACUAAGAUCCUCAGCCUCCUGCGGCUGCUGCGGCUCUCCCGGCUCAUCCGCUACAUUCAUCAGUGGGAGGAGAUCUUCCACAUGACCUACGAUCUGGCCAGUGCUGUGGUGCGGAUUGUGAACCUGAUCGGGAUGAUGCUGCUGCUGUGUCACUGGGAUGGCUGCCUCCAGUUCCUUGUGCCUAUGCUACAGGACUUCCCUGAUGAUUGUUGGGUGUCCCUCAACCGCAUGGUGAAUGACUCCUGGGGGAAGCAGUAUUCCUAUGCGCUGUUCAAGGCCAUGAGUCACAUGCUCUGCAUUGGGUACGGGCAGCAGGCGCCCGUUGGCAUGUCAGAUGUGUGGCUCACCAUGCUGAGCAUGAUUGUUGGUGCCACCUGCUAUGCCAUGUUCAUCGGCCAUGCCACAGCCCUAAUCCAGUCUCUGGACUCCUCGCGGCGUCAGUACCAGGAGAAGUACAAACAAGUGGAGCAAUAUAUGUCCUUCCACAAGCUCCCCGCAGACAUGCGGCAGCGCAUCCAUGAUUACUAUGAGCACCGCUACCAGGGGAAGAUGUUUGAUGAAGAGAGCAUCCUGGGAGAGCUGAGUGAGCCCCUCCGAGAGGAAAUCAUAAACUUCAACUGCCGGAAGCUGGUUGCCUCCAUGCCCCUCUUUGCCAACGCAGAUCCCAACUUUGUGACAUCCAUGUUGACCAAGUUGCGGUUCGAAGUGUUUCAACCAGGGGAUUACAUCAUCCGGGAGGGCACCAUUGGCAAGAAGAUGUACUUCAUCCAGCAUGGGGUGGUGAGCGUCCUCACCAAAGGCAACAAGGAGACCAAGCUGGCAGAUGGCUCUUACUUCGGAGAAAUUUGCCUCCUGACCCGUGGCAGGCGCACAGCCAGCGUGCGAGCUGAUACCUACUGCCGGCUCUACUCCCUCUCAGUGGACAACUUCAACGAGGUGCUGGAAGAGUAUCCCAUGAUGCGACGAGCUUUUGAAACUGUGGCUCUUGACAGGCUGGACAGAAUUGGCAAGAAAAAUUCCAUUCUGUUGCAUAAAGUCCAGCAUGACCUCAAUUCAGGUGUUUUCAACUACCAAGAGAAUGAGAUCAUCCAGCAGAUUGUACAGCACGACAGAGAGAUGGCACACUGUGCUCACAACGUUCAGGCUGCCGCCGCCGCUGCUGCCGCCGCCGCCUCGACACCCACCCCUGUCAUCUGGACUCCGCUGAUCCAGGCACCCCUGCAAGCUGCAGCAGCCACCACUUCUGUCGCUAUAGCGCUGACCCACCACCCUCGCCUCCCCACAGCCAUCUUCCGUCCUCCGGUGUCCGUCCUGGGUUCCUUGGGACAGCAGUCCAACCAGACUCCAAGACAGCUGAAAAGGCUUCAGUCUCUCAUCCCGUCAACCGGCCCUUCUGCCGUUGGCUCUCCCUCCAGUACUCCAUCCCAGCUCCAUACACCAGGAGCAGAAACCCCUUCGUCCUCUUCCUUCCACAUCCAGCAGCUCGCAGGUUUCUCAGCUGCUGCCGGCUUAGGCCAGUUCCAGGUGGGAUCCCCUCCAGGUGGCUCAAACCAGCCGGGUUUGGGCGGCGCAUCCUCGGUGGGACUGAGCCAGUUCCAACACGCACCUUCUGGAUCGCCCCUGGGUGCAGCUCAGCCCAUGCAGCAGCAGCAGCAGCAGCAGCAGCAGCAGCAGCAGCAGCAGCAGCCACCAGCCCUUUCCAGCAGCGGAUUUGGGCACUUCCAGCAAGCCACAACAAGCUCCCCAUCAACAUCACUCACCCAGCUCUCAUCAAACUCACCCCCCAGUCUUCUCAACCAGUUCCAGCCCACCACAAGACCACUGCAGGGGGGACAGUUACAGCAGCUCUCGGGCAGUGGGACUUUGGGGGGAAUGAACCACUUCCAACCCCCUCCUUCUUCCAACUCUCCAUCCUCCAGCCUAAGUCAGCUGGCACAGGCCUCGGGUGGGCCGUCCUCAGGCCUGUGCCAAACACAUCCAAGUGCAUUAGGAUCUUUAACUGGAACCAUAGCCCAGCUCCACCAAGAGCGGCCACCUUUUGCCUCCAUGUCUCCACUACAACAGUCUGGUGUCGCCUCUCCCUGUUAUACCCCUUCUGGCCUUAGUCCUCCUAGUCAGAGCCCAGUGGCAACAAGAACUUUUCAGUGUGGCCCUUCGGGGACCUCCGGCUCUCACGGAUCUCUGCUCCUGCCUCAGACCGCCAGCCCACCUCCGCAGAUCCUGCAGUCCAAGAUCACGCCGCCUGUGCCACCGGGACGUCUGAACCAGGACAUCAAGUUGAUUUCUGCUUCCCAGCCAUCUUUGCCCCAGGAGCUGGCUCAGACACUGAGCCAAAGUUCUCCUCAUUCCUCUAGAGAAUCUGUUUCCAGUUUCUCUCCUUUUCCUGGUGGAGGGACCGGACUCCUUGGGAAGCCUUGUAGCUCAAUUCCUGGGCGUGUGACUUUACCGCGUCAGAUGUCCUCAGGUUCUUUACCACAUCCACUGGUGUUUGGGGCCAGCGCUGCAGGCGCUGCUUCUCUGACUGCUGGUGGGCGGAAAGAAUCCAUAGUGCUCACAGGGGAUCUGGAACCUGUCAGAUCCAAACUGCCCUCCAAUUUGUGAGGACUCCUUCUGAGAGCUGGUUAUGUCAGCCGUGCAAUUCAGUUCCUGAAUAGACUUUCAUGACUCAUUUUUUCCUUUUCUUCCCCCC
Molecule: messenger RNA, 4323 nt
Organism: Tyto alba (common barn owl)
Lineage: Eukaryota; Metazoa; Chordata; Aves; Strigiformes; Tytonidae
Gene: HCN4
Product: hyperpolarization activated cyclic nucleotide gated potassium channel 4
Exons: 8
Coding region: 579-4235 (1218 amino acids)
Biological process (GO): potassium ion transport; transmembrane transport
Cellular component (GO): membrane
Molecular function (GO): voltage-gated potassium channel activity
Source: RefSeq, a predicted model, not a curated record